CACACGUUAGCAAUCAAAAAGCCAAACUAUCUUCAUCAAAGAGAAAAAAGACUCCGUCCUGCCACAGAAUAUGCACUGGCAAAAAUCUUCUGCUCCUGAACAACAGCCGCAGCCUCGCCCCUAUCAAGGUGUCCGUGUCAAAGAGCCAGUGAAGGAGCUGUUGAAGAGGAAACGGGGAAACGUUCAUAAUGCCAAUGCAACGGCAGCUACAACGGUUGUUUUACCCCAUCAGCCGCUUCCUUCAUAUUCGCCAAUGGGCCAGCCUUGCAUUGAUAUGGACGUUGCUGCCUCUGCAUUGCCCAUCACAGAUGAAGGAGCACUCUGUUCUGGUUGGCUCUCCCAGCCCUCUCCCACGUCCUUGCAGCCUUUAACUCAGUGGACCACUUACCCCGAUUAUGUGUCCCAUGAAGCAGUCAGCUGUCCAUAUACUGCAGAUAUGUAUGUUCAGCCUAUGUGUCCCAGCUACACGCUUGUUGGACCUUCAUCUGUUCUGACUUACGCUUCUCAACCACUGAUCACCAAUUUCGCACCUAGAAGCACCACCCCAGCAGUAGUCCCUCAGCUCGAGGUGACGGAUCAGCAGGCACCCCUCACGUAUUUCCCAUGGGCACAGCCCCUCUCUGCACUGCCAGCUUCCACUUUGCAGUACCAGCCGGCUUCUUCCACGCUUCCCGGGCCACAGUUCGUGCCCUUGCCGAUCUCCAUUCCCGAGCCGGCCUCCCAGGAGCUGGAGGAUGCCAGGCGAGUCAUUGGCACGCUGCCCAUUGAGAAGCUGCUUCUGGAAGAUGAAGACAAUGAUACGUACGUUUUAAAUCACGCUCUGUCUGUUGAAGGGCUUUAAGCUGCACGUCUUGGGCCUGAUCCUUGCUUACUCAAUACUCGACUUGGCCCUGCAGUGAGUUUCGAGUAAAAAAAGGAAAAGCAGGCUGGGGGGUGGGGACUUUACUUGGUACUUUGUUGUCCACCUCGAGCGCACCAUGAUUUGCGUGUUGUGUGAAAUUCACUUUGUCCUGGGGCUCAGCACAAGAUUGCUGUGCCGUUAUCGCUCCUGCUAACUCUCCCAGGCAGGCUCUUAAUGCUGUGCAAUUCUUGCGCUCAGCCUCAACACGAGGUGACUUUCAUUCUCAGACUCAGGGCAUGGUCUCAAAUUGGCAUACUGCAGUGCAGCUGUCUCCAACUGUAGCAUUUGGUAAGGGUAUGCUUGUCCCUAAAUGUUGUCAAGGGUUUAUUCAAUAGGACUGUUUUCCAGAGCUCUGUUUAAAUGCCUUGUAUGUGUUUCUCUGCUUUGUCCAUAGAGGAGUCUUUACCAGAUUUAGGCCACUAGAAAAUAUUUUUGGGGCCUAAAUAGAGAUUUUUCUUUUCUAAAUUGAACUGCCCCUUUGGAAAAACAAGAAAAUGAAAAGUUUAGGCUAAUUUUACCACUAUAGAUGCAUCAGUCUGAAGGCAAGAAAUCAGUAGAGUUGAACUAAAUGCCAGUGCAGUCAGACAUCCCUAUGCACCGAGCAGCACAAGCAUGCCAUGCUUGCCAGGUUGAUAGACGGACAUGUAGAUCUGGGACAGUGGUCCCGAUCUUUCCCAAUCUUGGAGUCGCAAUCUUUCAGCUACAAGAUGUUUUUGGACUCUAAAAUAUCCACCUUAAAGAUGGGGAGGGCCCGGUUUUGUUACUGGCUGGUAAUGCUGCAUAUUCUACCAAUGGACAGAUCCUGGUCCCACUGAAGUCACCGGGAGUUUUGCCUGAGUCAGGAUUGCAAGACAUGGCCCCAUGUCAGGAGAUCACUGAGGAGACAGGGUCUUCCAAAAUCUGGACUUCAGUCUGACAAGGAGUUCAUGGCAUUACUAUUAGGCGGCAGUACUUUCGUUUGUCCUCUAGCAUUUGAGCAUGAAGUUGGCGAUGUCACGCUGAGACAGGGAACCUUAGCGACCUCUCUUGUGCCUUACUGCUAUGGAAAGGUUCUCUGUGCUGUAGUCUCCCAGGUGCACACAUUCUCUUUAUAGCUUUCUGAUUUUCUUUCCUGGUGAAUGAGUAGCUUUAUUGUUUCCUCUGAUGCGACUGUAAAUAUUAUUGUUGAUGUUCACAAGUGCCAUGCCAGAGGCAAAAAUAUUUGGAGGACAUGUAUCCACUUCUAACUUUGUUUAUUGUUUUCUUAAUAAACAAGGGACUCCUGGCCAAUGAGCAUAAUUUCUCUGGGUUUUUCUGCUUUCUAAAGCCCAGGAUCCUUAGGUGGCGUUGUUAUUUACAAGACUUUCUGAAAAAUAAUUUAUUGCACUGUUUAUUAACUGGUGCCCAGCGCUUCGGUUGCCACUCAGGCAAUAUUUCUAGUGACCUUACAGUUCAUGCCUGAGUGAAGUUUGCAAGCUCAGGUCAAAAGUCUCGGACUGUCAAAAAACAUUUCAUUAUUUAAUACUGACAAAUCUGGAACAUGUAAACAAUAGAUCAUGUAAAUGAUCAUAAAGUCAUUUGGAAAUAGCAGUAGUUCAGGUGCAUUGAAAUUAGUGGCUUGUAUUUGCAGAAAAACCCAGCAAAGAAAUUAAUUAAAAGCAGCUUAGUUCACCACUGUUUACUCCAGUUUUACAAAUAAAAACACGUUCAGUAGAUAAAACUGGAAUAAUGCAGUUGUGAAUCAAGCCCAUGGUUGCUAAGAUUGCUUUUAAAUUUCUUUCACUUCAAUGUAUGUAAAUUCUGUGUGUCAAUAUAAAACGAUGAUGAACUGUUUCAGAAUUUCUUUCUGGGUUGUUCUGGUUAGAAAAAGACAAUCUUCAAUAAAGAUUUACAGUAACUUU
Struthio camelus australis is the source of this 2781-nucleotide messenger RNA. The record is from RefSeq and is a predicted model, not a curated record. Lineage: Eukaryota; Metazoa; Chordata; Aves; Struthioniformes; Struthionidae.